This is a messenger RNA of Fusarium musae, 486 nucleotides long. RefSeq lists its product as uncharacterized. The record is from RefSeq and is a predicted model, not a curated record. Bases 1 to 486 code for a protein of 161 amino acids. The transcript has 2 exons. Gene Ontology annotation, cellular component: nucleus; cytoplasm. Gene Ontology annotation, molecular function: protein binding. Lineage: Eukaryota; Fungi; Ascomycota; Sordariomycetes; Hypocreales; Nectriaceae.
AUGGCCAAAGAACUACUUGAUGCUGGUGCCGACAUCAACGCCAGCGACAACGAAGGAUUUGCUCCACUCAUCAUGGCUGCAGGACAGGGCGAUAUCGAGACGGUGAGACUUCUGGUUGAGGAUAAGGCUCAACUUAACAGCACAUCCCGUGGAGAGCCUACAGCUCUGAUAGAGGCAGCCAAAGGAGGCCAUGAAGCCAUGGGGGAAGUCUUGCUUGAAGAAGGGGCCGCUAUCGAGGCUAUAGAUGUUGGAGGAGAGACAGAGCUCGUGCAUUCUGUGAGAUGUGACAAUGAAGCGGUAGUGGCGCUACUUCUCCAGAUAGGAGCCUAUGCUCAGGCAGAAGAUGAAUAUGGGGAGGCCUGCUUGAUGAUAGCCGCAAGGAACAAAGGUAAGGCUAUUAUGGAUCUACUCACACAAUACGGGGCCAAGAAAAGUUGGUUGUAUUACCGUGCUCUUGCUUCUCUACUUUACGGUAUCAUGAGAUAG